AUGGCCAAUCAAGGGCAGCAGACAGAAAGAGACAUGUUGUCCUGUGGUAUCUGCGCGGGUUUGCUCAAGGAGCCUAAGACGCUUGCCUGCAUGCACAGAUUCUGUGAGAGAUGUCUCAAAGAUCACAUCAUAACCGUGACUGCGAAAGGUACAGGUUCCAGGCCAGGGUUUUCUUGUCCAGAAUGUAGAGAAUUCAUCCCGGCUCCAGGCAACUCUAGCAUCCCAUCAACCUGGGCUUCUCUGUUGAAGACAGACUUCGUCAUUCAAAGUUUAGUAGAAGUUCACCAGCUACAGCAAGAGGUCAGUGUUCCCACAGUCAGCCAUCCUUGCCCAAAGCACAGGGAUAAAGAACAAGAACUUUACUGCUUUGACUGUUUGGUAACUGUCUGUCAUCUGUGUGCAGUUAUAUCCCAUAGGGCAUGUCGCAAGAUAGGUACUGUUGCCGAAGCUGCACAACAGCGUCGAGCUACUUGGCAAGAAAACGCGCGGCAAAUAUCUGGUUUAAUAUUCGAAGCUAGAAAUAUUGAGAAAACACGAGACAGAAACAUGAAGGCAGUAGCUAACAAAAAAAGCUGUGUUGAAGUCGAAAUCAGACAGGCAGCGGAGAGAAUGCGCCAGGCUGUGACAGGCGAGGAAAAGAAACUCAUACAUGAGGUACAGACCAACUAUGACGCUCUGCAACAACAUGAUCUGAAAUUUUGGGAGUAUAUCAUCAACCUGGAGACCUUAGAAGCCAACGUGGUAACAAAGUUGGCAUCGUCCUCAGAUUUCGAUUUAAUUGCAGACAGUGGUGUCUCAGACACAUUAGAUACUUGUAGGAUAGAGAGCGUGGUGACCAAUGGAGAUUACCAACGUUACUAUGAAAAUCUUCAGGUUGUGCAGUACAGUUUUCAGCCGCACAGCACUCCCUCUUUGAGUCCAGGUAAAGUUCAGUUUCUGUGGCAUGCCCCCGGUUAUGAUGGCUCAGACUUCCCAGCGCCAUCCUGCUGGCAACCUUCUACCUCAGUUGAAUGGCAACCUUCGACAUCGGCUGCAUCAACAGUGAACCCUGGGUACCUUCUACGUCGGCUGCCUCGAACAGUUAACCCUCGGCACCUUCGACGUCGGUUGCAUACAACAGUGAACAUCGGGCACCUGUGA
Molecule: messenger RNA, 1140 nt
Organism: Candidula unifasciata
Lineage: Eukaryota; Metazoa; Mollusca; Gastropoda; Stylommatophora; Geomitridae
Source: the annotation of a GenBank genome assembly